This is a messenger RNA of Haliotis rufescens (red abalone), 7441 nucleotides long. RefSeq names its product probable phosphorylase b kinase regulatory subunit alpha. The coding region runs from base 132 to 3785 and encodes 1217 amino acids. Lineage: Eukaryota; Metazoa; Mollusca; Gastropoda; Lepetellida; Haliotidae. The transcript has 34 exons. Gene Ontology annotation, cellular component: phosphorylase kinase complex. Gene Ontology annotation, biological process: glycogen metabolic process. The record is from RefSeq and is a predicted model, not a curated record. Gene Ontology annotation, molecular function: calmodulin binding.
UAUAUCGACCUUGACCUCGUACACAUCUGAAGGUCAUCUGUUCGCUCAUUUUAUACGGGAAUCUCAAUGACGAUGUUAAAAAUCGAUGGAUGAUACAUGAAUGAAUUUUAAGUAAAUCCUAACACAUCAUUAUGAGGAACAGAAGUAACUCCGGCAUACGCUUAGAUUAUUACCAGAGACUUGUUAACAAGAGUAUUUUGAAGUAUCAGAACCCAGCAACUGGACUGUUAUCGGCCAGUGAAAGCAGCAGCCAUGCAUGGGUGAGAGACAAUGUGUACUCCAUCAUGGCGGUGUGGGGCCUGGCCCUCGCCUACAGGAAGGCAGCCGACUUGGAUGAAGACAGAUCCAAGGCUUACGAGCUGGAACAGUCGGUGGUGAAGAACAUGCGGGGGCUGCUACGGUGCAUGAUGAUGCAGGUUGACAAGCUGGAGAGGUUUAAGAAGACACAGAACCCCAAGGAUUCUCUCCACGCCAAGUUCUGCAGCAAGACUGGUAAGGCUGUUGUUGGUGACCACGAAUGGGGCCAUCUCCAGCUGGACGCAACAUCGCUGUUCCUGCUUACACUGGCUCAGAUGACAGCAACAGGCUUGCAGAUAGUCUACACGCUGGACGAGGUGGCGUUCAUUCAGAACCUCGUCUUCUACAUAGAGACAGCGUACCGCACACCAGAUUAUGGUAUCUGGGAGAGAGGAGACAAGACCAAUCACGGCCUUCCAGAACUCAACUCCAGUUCCAUCGGCAUGACCAAGGCUGCAUUGGAUGCCAUCAAUGAGUUGGAUCUGUUUGGCGCCCGCGGUGGUCCGUCCUCCAUCAUCCAUGUCCUCCCAGAUGAAGCUCAGCAAUGUCAGGCCAUUCUUCACUCCAUGAUGCCAAGGGAGUCUUCAUCCAAGGAGAUUGAUGCUGGACUGCUGACUGUGAUCGGAUAUCCUGCCUUCGCUGUGGACGAUGUGGAGCUGAUUGACCACACGCGACGCACAAUUCAAGAGAAACUGGAGGGAAGAUAUGGAUGCAGCCGCUUCCUCAGGGAUGGCUACAAGACAGCUAAAGAGAACCCCAACAGGCUCCACUAUGAACCCUGGGAGCUGCGAGUGUUUGAGAACAUCGAGUGUCAGUGGCCCAUAUUCUUUGCUUUCUUCAUCCUCGACGGGCUCUUCAACAACGACAAACAAAGGGUAGAAAAGUACCGUCAGCGUCUGGACGAUGUGAUGAUGAAGACGGAAGAUGGCGUACCCAUCAUGCCUGAGUUGUACUACGUCCCUGGAGACAAGGUUGAUGAAGAAUACAAGAAACCCAACAGCCAGAAGCGUCUCUCCGGGGGCAAGAUCCCCCAGAUGUGGGGACAGUCGAUGUACAUCCUGGGCCGACUCAUCUACGAGGGUUUUCUGUCACCUGGUGAACUUGACCCACUCAACAGAAGACUAGUGUCGGACACCAAGCCAGAUAUUGUUGUUCAAGUUGUGAUCCUGUGUGAAGACACUGUGGUUCAGGACAAGCUGUCCCAGCAAGGCAUCGAACUGGAGACGAUGAAAGACGUGGCCCCCAUCCAGGUCUACCCCGCUAGGGUGCUCAGCCAGAUAUACUCCCUGCUGGGAAAGAAUAACCGCCUUGGUUUGACUGGGCGGCCCUCCAGUGAAAUUGGUCUCCUAGCAACCAGUAAACUCUACAUGCUGCAGGACCAGAUUCUAGCGUUCAUUCCUCAAUUUAUGGACGAGCAGCGCUUCUACGUGGCUCAGGACACUAGCUUCAUGUUGGAUUUCCUCCGUACUGAGAUAGCCUACCUCAAGAGCAGCUGGAACUCCCUGGGCAGACCCACCAUCACAAUCUCUAUCUCUCACACACUUCUUGACACCUUCAACGCCCCGACGUCUGCCCUGACGGCCACCAUCAAGAAGCUGCAGACAGGCUACAUCCACGGCACAAGAGUGCAUCUUGGCAAGUUGUCCGACUUCCUCACCACAUCGUGUGUCACCAAGCUCAGUUUCGUCCGGGACCUGGACGACCCAAACCAAUGUGAGGCCACAGUGAUGCAGUUCAUCGGUAACAUCAUGAGCCCUACCUGUCCACGACCUCACCUUCUGUCCCGCACCCGCAAAGGUCGUGUGCGCAAGAUACAGAGGUCACAGUCAGUUCAUGGUAUUGUACGAAGGUCAAGGUCAAUUCAGAUUGACCCAGAUCAAGUACCAGAAAUCCAUGCCCAGUUGGAAAGUUUACAGCCCAAAGUCAGUAGCCCUAGUACAGUGAGUCCAGUAAAUGAUGAAGUGGGCAGUCGUAGUGUCAAUAGUAGCGUGUCCACGAGUCCUACCUCCUCCUGCAAUGAAGAUCUUGAGUUCCGUAACCUUCACAUGCACCUGAAGGAGUCGAGGGAGAGCCUCCACGCACCCCCUAGCAGCAGCCCCCUCGGCAGCCCCCAGGCCUCCCCCACGGGUCACCGGAAACGUCUUGUGGACACCCAAGAGGAAAUCAACAUCACUGAGCUGGUGGACACACUGUCCCAAACUGAGAACCUGCAGGAGCAAGCUGACAUCAUACACUACCUGUACAUACAGAAAGGCCCUGACUAUGAUACCAAGAUCGGCGAGGACACAUGCACUGUCAAGCAGCUGCUUACAGAGUUGUAUGAGAAGGCGGGACACUGGAAGCAGUGGUGGCUGGUCCGACACACAGCUGGGAUGCUGAGGAAGAGAGUGGAGGACUUGGCCCUGGCUGCCACAGACUUGUUGGUGAGACAGAAACAGCUGUCCGUGGGCAUGCCCCCCGACAGGGAGAAGAUCAUCACCAGUCCACUUCCCCCAGAGGAGCUGGCCUCCAUCAUAUUUGAUGCCUGUGGAGAGGACACCAGCACUGCUUCACUUACUCAGGAGCUGCUAAUCUAUCUGGCAAUGUUUAUCAGGACAGAGCCAAAACUGCUCCACGAGAUGCUGCGUCUUCGUGUCGGCCUCAUCAUACAGGUGAUGGCCAUGGAACUGUCUCGAACACUUCAGUGUACAGGGGAAGAGGCCUCAGACUAUCUGUUGAAUCUCAGUCCCUUUGAGAUGAAAACUCUACUGCAUCACAUUCUCAGUGGCAAGGAGUUUGUCAUCAGCAAAGUCCUCCACGACCAUGAAGACGAGAAACGACUCACCGUCAAAUCUAAACAAACACGAGAGGAAACAAAGUCAUUUGCUCGUCUCAGUCAAAAAAAGAUUGUCAGCCAGAGUGAUCUCCCCUUGAUAAGCACCGCAGAGGAAGAUGCAGAUGACAGUUCCUCUGACCGACAGGGCCAAUGGAUGAGGCGUAGACGACUGGAUGGGUCACUCAACCGUGUCCCUCUAGAGUUCUAUCCUAGGCUGUGGACAGUGCUAGAGAGGUGCCAGGGACUGUCCAUCAAUGGACAUAUGUUGCUUGGCAGCUUGACACAAGAGAUGACCCCGCGGGAGUUCAAGUUUGCUCUGCAGGUGGAGAAGGUGUUGAACCUGAUCCCGCAGCCUGAGUAUCGCCAGCUGAUGGUGGAGGCGCUCAUGGUCCUCAUCCUGCUGGUGGAGAAUGAUGGACACCACAUCAACAUGAAGUAUGUCAUUGAGGUGCACAAGCUUGUGGAGGAUGCCAAUAGACUCUUCAUCAAAGAUCAGAAAAUGCCUCCCGCGAUGGUGCAGUCCAGUAUGGGAGCAGCCGGAAUCUGCCAGCAUCUGUAUGAUAGCGCCCCGAGUGGACGCUUCGGUUCCAUGGCCUAUUUGUGUCGCGCUCUCGCCAACACCAUGAAUCUGCCUGUCAAGAGCAACGAGGAUCUGGAAUGUGCAAUUAGCUAAAGAGGAAGGGGUCUUGACUCCUUUGAAAUGGAACGAGCCAUUCUGUGGGUUUAUGUCUGUAGGGUACAAUGAGAACAUCUGGAAUAUGUUAUUUGUCAGACAAAGGUGACAGUCAGUGUUGACACGACUGAGAUGGAACAGUCCAUUCUGUGGCAAUAUGUCUUUGAGGUAUAAUGAAAACACCUGGGCUAUGUCACUUGUCAGACAAGGGGUCAGUCAGUAUUGACACACUUGUGAUGGAAUGUUCCAUGUUGUAGGAAUGCAUUGAGGUGUGUUGGGAAACACCUGGAAUAUACCAUUAUUCCAACAAAGUGGGCAAUAAGUGUUGACACCCCUAUAAUGGAAGGUUCCAUUUUGUGGGAACAGGAUAGAGGUAUGUUGAGAAACACCUGGAAUAUACCACCAGCUAGAGAAGAGGGUGGAAUAUUCUAUCGUGUGGUGAAUGAACAAAACCAGAGUGACAAAUGGUGAACUUGGUGUGUGCCUAAUGUACUAGAGGAAGCCAUGUCUCUGUCAGGGCAUACCGUGUGACGUGUGGUACACACUUUCUUAUGACUUUAUUGGUAUCAAGACAACACACGGGGGUGAAGGAGUUGAUGAAUUAUGAGAGUUCAUUAUCGUCUCUACAUCAUCUCACCAUUUGAUCAUUCUUAAUACCACGUUUUCUCUUUCCUCAACAGGGGCAGUCGGGUAGCCUAGUGGUUAAAGCAUUCGCUUGUCACGCUGAAGACCCAGGUUCGAUUCCCAACAUGGGUACAAUGUGUGAAGCCCAUUUCUGGUGUCCCCCGCCGUGAUAUUGCUGGAAUAUUGCUAAAAGCGGCGUAAAACCAUACUCACUCACUCACUCACUUUCCUCAACACCGGGGGCCCAUUCCACAAAGCGAUCUCAGCACUAUAAUUACCAGUAUAGUAAGCCUAUAUUAAAGUAUGGGAGUUAAGAUCGUCUUUGCACUACGAUUGCUUUGUGGAACGGGGCCCUGUUAUUUAUCUAGGAUUCCAAACUUGAUAGCAAAUGCCCUUGGGAUUUUUUAUUAGAAGUUUUUGUUUUCUAAAAACAAGUUUUUAAUACAGUAUUUUACAUUGCAUUGAAUGCACUUAUGUAUACCUAUGUAUUUAUACUUCUUCUUCGUGAUCAGUUAUCGUGAAAUACACAUCUUUGACUACAAAGCAGCAAGAGUUCUAACUACCAGUAUGUAUAAACAUAAUGAAUUGGGGAAUGUUUUAAUUCCAGUGAAGAAAUUUUGGUGACAUCCGUUGCAGACAGGGUGAUGAAUAUCAGUCUCUGAGCAAGUCUAGAUAAAUCCCUGAACACAAAGUCAAAAUAGAUGCCAGGUCCCAUUCCAAAAGGUUUGAUGCUCAUGAUGUCAAUCACUGGAUUGUCUGAUCCAGACUCCAUUAUUUACAGACUGCCAUCAUAUAGCUGGAAUAUUGCCCAGUGUGGCAUUAAACAACCAACAAAAACAUAUAACCAAACUUGACUUCUGUAUAGAUUGCUGAAGCUAAGAUAUUCCAUAUUUUAUCUUAGCGUGUGACUUAGCAAUAGCAGUACUUAAACUUCCGGGCAAAAGAAAGUAUAAAGUAGAAAUGGGAUUUGACCAAACAAUUACAAAAGUUCUCCAGACGUUACUACCCAGAAUCAGUCAUCAAAACACUCCAAAACAGGAUACUCGUAUCAAAUACAUCACCAUUAAAUAACCACUUCUUGUUUCAAUUUUAGCCAUCAUCAAACAACAGUGUAUUCUAUUUUUGCCCAGAAGUUUCUAUCGUUUAGAAAAUUGGUUGUUAUAUGUUGUUUCUGUUUGGUCAAGCAGUACUUUAAAGAUCAUGUUGUUUUAAUCUGAAGUACAAGAUGAGGAGUUUCACUCUUGACACUUAAGAAAAUUUGACCCUGAUUAUGAUGAAAUUACAGUUCGGGAUUGUGUCGAUGUAUUCUUACAUUUCUACAUUUCUGUUCCAACAAAAUCUGUCCUGGAGUUUGAAAGCCCAACACUGUUUCUUGGGAGACCAUUGGCUUGGGGCUUGUCAGUCUGUUGUUUAAAGGUUUGAAUAUAGAAAACCAAGUUGUUCUGUACGUGAGAUAGUGUUCCACACUGUGUUACAAGGAGAGGUUUUCACCAGUUUAUGCAUCCAAUAUAACCAAAUAUUAGAUGCACAUAAUUUUGAUAAUCUGCUGUGAAGUAUGUCAUGUUGUCAUUCAUGUCGUACCUUCGCAACAUGCGACACAGGUUCAGAAACUAGAGCUUGCCAGGCCUCACCUUGUCAUAGGGACCCGUGAAGAUAGAAAUACAUAUGAAGAUUCAGGGGUAGAUUUUGUCUUCAGCAACCCAUACUUGCCGUAAAAGGCGAAUAUGCUUGUCGUAAGAGGCAACUAACGGGAUCGGGUGGUCAGACUCGCUGACUUGGUUAAAGCAAGUCAUCGAUCCCAAUUGCGUGUAUCGAUGCUCAUGAUAUCAAUCAUUGGAUUGUCUGGUCCAGACUUGAUUAUUUACAGACCGACGUCAUAUAUUGCUGAGUGCGGUGUUAAAAAACAAACCAACCAACCAGCCAGCCAACCUUUUAAUAGGGGAAUGUUGUGUGAGGACUCUUAGAAUAAAUUUGUCUGUUUAUAUUUCUGUCCCUGACUCCGGUACAUUGUCUGCCGAUAUCUAAGUCUCAGCUCAGGAGAUAAAUAUUGAAUCUUGUAUAUAUUGAUAUAGAUAUAGAUUUGAUUGUUCACAAAGUUAUUUGAAACCGAGGUUUGACGUUAGAUAGUUGAAGUGUGAGGUGUGUAAAGUACAUCAGUGUGAAAACAUUACUGAAUAAUACCAGUAUUUGAAGGUGUUUCCUGAUCAGAGUGGACUGUCAAGUAGUAUAACUGCUCCACUUUGUUCUCACAUUUGUAGAAAUAGUUGAGUCUGUCCAUGAUAAUCCAAUCAUGAAUCCCUGGGCCAUCCAGCAAAUCCUCUCCUUGUGUUCACAGUUAUCAUGAAAUUGUCUAAGUGUGUAGAGUUUGUUGUUUGACGGUUAACUCAAGUCACUGAAUGCAAAUCUAUUAUUGCAGUUGUAUCAUGUGUGCAAUGAUAUACCCUAUUCGACGUAAUAAGCGCCCAGGGGGCUCUUAUUAGAAUGUUAUUUUGGUGAAAAAAACAGUUGAAAGAUAAAUUUCGUGGUUUAUGCGGUCAGCCUGAAAUGUUUAUGUACGACAGAUAUAUUUUUCCAGAAUUUAAUUGCCCAUAAUUAAGGUUGCAUAUAACACACGAGUGUGUAUUAUGCCAAUAAAUAAGUCUUGUGUACAUUGAUCAAUCCGAAGGGGUGCUAAUUGGGAUUGUUCACAAGCCAAUAUAUUAGCAAAUAUCACCGAGGGCGCUUAUUAUGUCGAAUAUGGUACUCACUCUCUCAUUAUAAUUUGUUUCAGAAUGUUUUUGUUUUAAAUACGAAUACGGUAUUUGUUCUCAAGAACUUUGCUGCAGUUUUUGGGUUUUAAGGGGCUGUGUAUUUGAGGUUGAAUGUUCCUACUAGUAUAUGUGUUAUUGGUUCAACUUUCAGUGAACAUGCAUGCAGGGCCCCGAAAUUCUUAACCAUGAUGUUGAUUUCCUGACUUUUAUUUUGUAAAAAUAUUUCUAAUGCUUGUCUGUGAUAAAUCAUUGUGUUCACCCAAUAAAUGCCUGUACAAAUUG